AACAGCCCCACCAGUCAACAAGAUGACGACUAUAACACUCUAAUUAACCUCAACAUCAGAGGCUCUCUAUUCAAAAUAACACGAGAGGAAUUAGUAAGUCUACCUGAAAGCAUUCUUCUCUGUCUAUUCCCUAAUGGCCUAUUCUACGACAUUAAUGGCAAUCCCAUAACAAACCUUACUGAAAACGACAUUGUUUAUGUUAACUACUCUCCUAUCUGCUUCAAUUAUAUAAUCAAAACCUUCAACGACGUAUCAAACUCUUAUUAUCAACUUCAUCCCAAUCUCUUUAACAACAAUUCAAUUAGCAACAACAACAACAACUCCCUCGAUUUAAAUUCCUCCAUCACAAGCGACGUUCUAUUAGACAAACCGGCCAUUAUCGUCCUAAGAGAAGAUUUAGACUUCUACUGUAUUCCUCCAAUAAAAGGCCUUACACACAGCCAACUAUUAGAAAUCAAAAUAAUAAUCGGCAACCACCUAGCUCAAAAUCUAAACAUAUUUAAUGGUCUAGGCUACUAUGCUAACAGCAAUGAAAACUCAAACUCAAACUCAAAGCCUCUUGGAACUGCUGAGAAACACCUCCUAGACAUGCUAUGCUCCUCAGGCUUUAAAACAGAUUCCAUCUGGGGCCAUAGAUCAAUGGAGCCAAAUAGAACGGUUAUUGAAUCUCUAGCUUUGGUUCGUUUAAAAAAUGAAAACUCCUUCUCUGAACCAAACUCUCCUGCUCUAAAUCCAGUAAAAUCUCUAUCUCUAUCAACUUCAAGGUCCUCUAACCACAAUAAAAAAAACACUUCCUCCAAAUUAUUGCUUUUUUGGAGAAAACCAGCCAGAAAAUGCUGGUGGUCAAAUGAUAUAAUAGAAAUUGACGUUCCAAUCUCAAUCAAAAAUUCAAAUCAAUUUAAUGAUUUACAAUCUCAAAAUAAAUUAAACAUUUCAGUUCACAUAAGAAGAGUUUGGACUCUUGAAUUAUCGGUAAUUGGC
This is a messenger RNA of Ascoidea rubescens DSM 1968, 981 nucleotides long. It is a transcript of the gene WHI2, whose product is annotated as Whi2p. NCBI's taxonomy places the organism in Eukaryota, Fungi, Ascomycota, Saccharomycetes, Ascoideales, Ascoideaceae. The annotation marks the transcript as partial. The transcript is spliced from 2 exons. The record is from RefSeq and is a predicted model, not a curated record.